UUUGAUAGAGACAAACGGUGUCGUUUUGCCCCAUUUUUUUACAGUCACUACAACAAAGUAUUACACUCUCUCUCAUAUAAAUUGAAUCAAAGUAGCUUUGUUUCUUUUUCUCUCCUUCCUUGUAGCAGCCAGCUACUUUGUUUCAUCUCUCCCUCAAGGCGUUCUACUGUGGAAUAAGAACCUGGCAUCGAAGAUGAACCGUUACAGUCUUCAGCAGAACGCCUUUGCAGCUUGUGAAGAGAUGCGAGGCUCAGUUACCAUUACUGAUCAGAAGGAGCCUCUCAUUUGUCCUAAGCCACGACGAGUCGGGGUCUUGUCGAACGUGCCUGUGCGACAAUUGAGAUUUCAUUUCAAUCAUCAAGCUGAGGGUUCUGAUUCAAAAGCUGCGGCUGAGCUGCUUGACAUGAUUUUCGAGAAGGAGAGUCACGGGGACGACUUUGCUAAUCAUGUAGCCUAUUCUCCUCCAUAUUUUUCCGUGUCUCCACCAGUCCGAGCUGCAAAUCCCUUGGUCCAGGAUGCUCGAUUUGGAAACGAGAUCAUAUCAUCAUCACCAUCAGGCUUGCCAUCUCCAAAUUCUGCAUCCCGCAAAGGCGGAUGUGUUAGGACUAGUUUUGGACUUAAACCGGCUGCUGUUAGAGUAGAAGGGUUCGAUUGCCUCAACAGGGAUCGCCAGAAUUCCAGCGUCCCUGCUGUCGCUUAACAUUCCAUUCAGAGAAGUGUAUAUAAAGACGGAGCUGAGUGCGAUGCGAUAACUUGUUAAAAAGAAAGAGACUUUAACUUGACUAGAGAGAAGAAAAAUAUCUUGAGUAGUUUGAGGUUAUAAUGUUGGAAGAAACAAACCUUGUGUUCUUUAGAAGGUUUGAUGUAUAAAGGGCAUGUUCUUUUUUUGUGUACUAAAAGGAUAUUUUAUAUUGAGUGACUUAAAUAAUUUUUUUAGGUCAUCACCAUGAGAAUGAAUGUAUAGAGAGUUGGUGAUUUUGGUUAUAAUGUGUAAAUAUAUUUAGAUAAAUUUAUGAGUAUGGUUAUUAUAUAUUUAUGAAUUAA
This is a messenger RNA of Medicago truncatula (barrel medic), 1044 nucleotides long. RefSeq lists its product as uncharacterized. Bases 194 to 700 code for a protein of 168 amino acids. NCBI's taxonomy places the organism in Eukaryota, Viridiplantae, Streptophyta, Magnoliopsida, Fabales, Fabaceae. The transcript has 4 exons. The record is from RefSeq and is a predicted model, not a curated record.